Messenger RNA from Spirodela intermedia, 1988 nucleotides. Lineage: Eukaryota; Viridiplantae; Streptophyta; Magnoliopsida; Alismatales; Araceae. The record is from the annotation of a GenBank genome assembly.
AUGGGGUCUUGGUUCUCUUCGAGACCUUUGAAUGUGCCGUCGACCUCGGAGGGGGGGCACUGCGAGAUUCCGGUCAUCUUGAACGUGUACGAUCUGACAACCUGGAAUAACUACUCGUACUGGUGCGGGUUAGGGAUUUUCCACUCCGGAAUCGAAGGUGAGUGAGUUGAAACCGCUAGAAAUGUGCCCGUCUAUCCAUUUUGAUUUCAUUCCUCUUCAGUUGAGACAUCGUUCCUGGUGGAGAUCCUAAACCAUUUUGGGAAAUUUCGGUGUACGCGGUAUUAGCGAGCUUCUGAUAUUAACUGACGCAGUACUGAGGAAUUCUGAGGAGUUUCUACAUUUUGACGCCUAGAUCAUCUGUAUAGAUUCUUAAAAUGCCAACAUUCUGUAGAUUUUGCAUCCCCUUGGGACGCACUCUGCCUUCGACUGUCCUAUCUAAUUUUCCUAGGUGACUGAACUGGUUUUCUUUCUCCAACUAGUUCUCAUUGACCUCAACGCAUAUCCAUAUUUUAAACAAAAUAUCAUGAUCAGCUGCCUAAAAUUCUUUUAGGUUUAUAAGUUGUAAUCGUGAUUCUUAGCUUCUGCAUGGGAAUAUGUUGGCAAUGGGAUGAUGACGACAUACAUUUUUUUUCUGGAGAUUUUUUUGCGUUCUUCUCUAUCUGAAAAAAAUGGCCUUGAAGACAUGGAAACAGAAACUCUGAUCAUGCAUUUUAGCGAGAGGUGAUUUUGGUCAUGGAAUGCGCUGCGAGUGACCUCGAACUUGCUUCCAUUAAUUCGGCAUUUAUCAGCUUGACAUAGGUGGAGAAAAACACGUUUGUGGCCUCCUAGAUCCUUAAAGUGCUGUUGAUGGGGAAUUAAGGUUUGAAACUUUUCUUGUGACUGUGCAUUGUCCUUUUGGCAACAGGGGAACAGCCUGGCCAUAUUUCGACAUCCUUGAACGUAAAUUGGUCAGAACUUGGACUCUGCUACUUUUUAGGGGAGAUUGCUAUAGCCCUUGAUCUCAUAUGUCGUCUGAUGGGACAGGUCUUCUGGCUAGGACCUGUCUCCCAUAGGUCACAACCCAUGCCAAGGGAACUAUUUAGUUGCCUGGUGCAUUGUUUAGAAUAGAUAAUCUCCUUGACUUGUGGAUUCUCGAUCCCUAUAAACCCAGUCUUUAAGCCAGACGGGAUGUCAUUUUCAGUCAUAGGUUUGCUCAUCACAACAGUAUGGCAGUAGGUUUGAGAAUAUUGGACCUGAAUCGACAGAGGGAGGUAGUAAUCUGAAUAGAUGUCGUAAAUCUUCUGGGAACAUCUGAAUUUCAGAUGAGGUGGAUUACAUCAGUUUCCGUCACUGACGGCUCCUAAUUUGAUUUUGUUUAUGGUUUACAUUCUCUACUGAAACCAAUUAAGUUAAGAUCCGCGAUUGCUUAUUGAUGUUAUCAUCAAAAUCUGGUAAAAGAGUACUGAAAAUUUAUCAUCUUGUGAUUCGCAACAGUUCAUGGUUUUGAGUAUGGGUUCGGUGCGCAUGAUCUGCCCCUAAGUGGAGUGUUUGAAGUGGAACCAAGGAAUUGCCCUGGCUUUAUAUACAGAUGCUCCAUUUUUCUUGGGUAUACAAAGAUGAUCCGUUCUGAAUUCCGUGCAUUCAUGGAGCAUAUAGUUUCAGACUAUCAUGGAGAUACAUACCACCUUAUCUUCAAAAAUUGCAAUCAUUUUACUGAUGAUAUCUGUUCGAGACUGACAGGGAAAAGAAUCCCUGGUUGGGUCAAUCGCCUUGCUCAUCUAGGUACAUUUCCCUCAGCUCCUUCCUUUUUAAGCCAGUCUUUCAAAUUCUGCGAGGAAAUUUCUGUUUUAUUCAGCUUGGGUAUUUAAAUUACAGAGGUAUAAAGUGAGCGGUGUAUUGCAGGGGAAGUAUGCAGUUGCCUGCUACCUGAAAGCCUUCAGCUACCAGUCGUGAAGCAGACGCCUGAGUAUCAUGUCUAUUCAGGUAGGCUCAUUGACAGCCUCCCUUAA